UUCCAGGAACCGGAAGUGCCGAGCUGUUGCCGUCAUGGCUUAAUGGCUAAGUACAGUAUCUCAAUUACACGUUCAUUUGUUUGUCAUGUAGCUGCUCGUCGUGUAACGCAGCUGUUUACAAGCAUGACGAGGUAGCCGGCUAACUAUUUAAAAUCGAGUUCUGUUGCAAUUUGGGCCAAUUUGUACGUUUUUGUGGGACUAAUGUGAUAGUAGCUUGUUAGCUAAACGUCAUUCCUGCUAGUGUAGGACGCGUUAGUAUUUUUUGACGGCUACUACGGUCGGUGGCACAGGAAUAGCAUUUAAUAACAUUACUAAUGAGAGGAGGUUUUUUUUUUUUAUUUAAAUAACAUCUCGUGGCUGAAUGUGUGGCAGCAGUAGAGACGGUAGCAACUACAGCUAGCAAGCAGUUUGUUAGCUAGCCGCCGAAACAGCAAUGGCUUAUUUAAAAGGAGGUUUAAAGAUUGUGAGAGCCCUUUAUAUCUGCAGUCUUGUCCUCGUGGUCGUCGCCAGUGGAGUAACGGCUGACGAGGAGCAAAACGGGAAUGAAAACCCAGAGCUAAAGCCCUACCAUGAUCCAGAAUCGGAGGAGGACGAUGUUCACUUGGGCUCAAGGAUUCCAACGGGUGCAUCUACCACCUCUGUGUCUGUGCCAGAAGAAGGCUACAAAGAAGAAAGCAAGCAGCCAGGUGGAGAUGGUGUGAUGCAGGCAGAAAAGAAGGAAGACCUGCCAGAACAACGCGUAUCUUUGGACAAACCCAAAGAAGUUCCUGUAGUGAACGGCGGUACAGCCGACGGAGAACCCUGCAUGUUCCCCUUUGUCUUCCAAGGCAAAGAGUACCCCGACUGCACCACCAAUGGCCGAGGGGACGGUCGACUGUGGUGUUCCACCACCUACGACUACGACCAGGACAAGAAGUGGGGGUUCUGUGAGACUGAGGAGGAGGCACAGCAGAGGCUGCAGGCGGAGGAGGCUGAGGAUCAGUACCAGACGGUCCUGCACAUGCUCAACACUACCACCAAGAGGAGCUGGAAGAAGGAUCUGUAUGACAAGCUGCUGAAAGUGGCGGACAAAGGCCACCAGAAGGCCAUGGAGAAGGUGGCGUACGCCAUGCUGUUUGGAGACUACAUGAGCCAGAACAUCAGCAGAGCCAGGGAGAUGUUUGACAAGCUCGCCACCGAGGGUUCCCCGAAAGCGCAGAUGGCUCUUGGAUUUCUGUACGCUGCAGGACUUGGGGUUAACUCCAGUCAGGCUAAGGCCUUGGUUUACUACACCUUUGGUGCCCUGGGAGGAAACUUGAUUGCGCAUAUGAUUCUGGGCUACAGAUACUGGGGAGGAGUGGGUGUUCCCCAAAGCUGUGAGUCGGCGCUCACGCACUACAGGCUUGUGGCCAAUCAGGUGGCCAGCGACGUGUCCUUGACGGGAGGCACGGCCGUGCAGAAGAUCAGGCUCCUCGACGAGCUGGAGAACCCGGGAUCUUCUAGUGGAAUGCUGGAGGAGGACCUGAUCCAGUACUACCAGUUCCUUGCUGAGAAGGGGGAUGUGCAGGCUCAGGUGGGAUUAGGUCAGCUUCACCUGCACGGAGGACGUGGCGUCGAACAAAAUCACCAGAGGGCGUAUGACUACUUUAACCAGGCUGCAAAUGCAGGAAAUACACAUGCUAUGGCUUUUCUUGGCAAGAUGUACUCUGAAGGCAGCGAGUUCCUGCCUCAGAACAACGAGACAGCCCUGCAGUACUUUAAGAAGGCUUCAGACUUGGGAAACCCAGUGGGACAGAGCGGCCUGGGCAUGGCCUACCUGUAUGGAAGAGGCGUCUCAGUGAACUAUGAGCUGGCCCUGAAAUACUUCCAGAAGGCGGCAGAGCAGGGCUGGGUGGACGGGCAGCUGCAGCUCGGCACCAUGUACUACAAUGGCAUCGGUGUAAAGCGUGACUACAAGCAGGCUCUGAAGUUCUUCAACCUGGCCUCGCAGGCGGGCCACAUCCUGGCCUUCUACAAUCUGGCCCAGAUGCACGCCACCGGUACCGGCGUCAUGCGCUCCUGUCACACGGCGGUAGAGCUCUUCAAGAACGUGUGCGAGCGUGGCCGCUGGUCCGACCGCCUGCUGUCGGCAUACAGCAGCUUCAAGGAGGGCGACAGCGACGCGGCACUGGUCCAGUACUUGCUGCUGGCGGAGCAGGGCUACGAGGUGGCUCAGAGCAACGUGGCCUUCAUCCUGGACCAGAAGGGUGCAAAGAUCUUCAACGAGAAUGAGACAUAUCCUCGCGCUCUGCUUCACUGGACCAGAGCUGCAGCUCAAGGUUACACCGUGGCCAGGAUAAAACUGGGGGACUACCACUUCUAUGGUUUCGGCACCGACGUGGACUACGAGACGGCGGUCAUCCACUACAGGCUGGCAUCAGAGCAGCAGAACAGUGCCCAGGCCAUGUUCAACCUGGGCUACAUGCACGAGAAGGGCCUGGGUAUCAAAAAGGACAUCCACCUGGCCAAGCGCUUCUACGAUUUGGCAGCAGAAGCCAGUCCUGAUGCGCAGGUGCCCGUCUUUUUGGCUCUGUGCAAGUUGGGCCUGAUCUACACGCUGCAGUACCUGCAAGACCUCAACCUGCGCGAGCUCAUCUCUCAGGUGGACCUGGACCAGCUUUUGGGCCCCGAGUGGGACCUCUACCUCAUGACGGUCAUCGCCCUCCUGCUGGGCACGGUCAUCGCCUACCGACAGCGUCAGCACCAGAUCAUAAUUCCCCCUCGGCCCCCGGCCCCGCCUCCUCCCCCAAGACCCCCGCAAGAGCCGCCCCGAGCCGAGGAAGUAGUGGGCCGUCCCGAGGAAGAGGAGCAGCAGUGAGAGGAAGCCCCAAAGUGACGUUCCCCCUGGAGAAGCUUGUGCUUGCUGGCUGAAGGCGCCCACUCUGGCUGCUCCAAAAGACCCAAAAUGGCCGCUGACAUGUUCAGUGUUGCCAGUGAGUAGGGGGCCCCCAAAAACACAGAUUUGGGACUUGCUGGUCUGUGACUCAGGAUGCGGCCUCCCGCACUUUCACCUUGGAGACAACCUUGCGCUCGACGGACGGAUGAAAGACGCUUUGGACUCAUCAGCAAAUUUUGACGUGCAAUUUAUUUUCUCAUGCCAGCUUCCUUUUGAGGUUUUUGCUGCAUCCUGGGGGGGGGGGAACAAAGGUUCAUGAACAAAGGUUUUUGCAUGUUUUUCUUUGCAAACUUUGAUUUUAGACACGUUGGGUGCCGUGUUAAAUGUACUUAAGUAUAACUUUUAAUUUAUAGAAAAGCUGGACUGAAUUUGCCAGCUUUUUUUGAUGGGUAAUUUAACUUUAGUUUUUCUUUUUCUUUCUUUUCUUUUCUUUUUUUUCUUUUUUUGUUUUUGUUUUGAAGUAACACCUACAGUAAAAGUCUGGAUUUUUACUACACGGAAGAAUGUCAGUGAAAUGUAGGAAAUGUGCAUUUUUUUGUUUCCACAACUUCAUCUGUUGUGAGCUUCCGCCCCCUCGCCAGCAGGCGCUGCUUUCCCACUCCCACUCCCACACGCACUCGGUACCACCCCAGUAUUCGGAUAUGAAUCUGUGUGGCACAAGUCAACCAAAACAAGAUUCUGGUGUCACUUUUAGUUAUCCUGCAUGUAAACCUGACAUCCACACAUCAAAAAUCAAACACUGGGCAUUUUUAACACCUUUAUUAUGUCAAAUUUAUAAGUUAA
This is a messenger RNA of Dunckerocampus dactyliophorus (ringed pipefish), 3697 nucleotides long. It is a transcript of the gene sel1l, whose product is annotated as SEL1L adaptor subunit of ERAD E3 ubiquitin ligase. NCBI's taxonomy places the organism in Eukaryota, Metazoa, Chordata, Actinopteri, Syngnathiformes, Syngnathidae. The record is from RefSeq and is a predicted model, not a curated record. Gene Ontology annotation, cellular component: endoplasmic reticulum membrane. The transcript has 21 exons. Gene Ontology annotation, molecular function: protein binding. Gene Ontology annotation, biological process: ERAD pathway. The coding region runs from base 434 to 2836 and encodes 800 amino acids.